Molecule: messenger RNA, 1836 nt
Organism: Periconia digitata
Lineage: Eukaryota; Fungi; Ascomycota; Dothideomycetes; Pleosporales; Periconiaceae
Source: the annotation of a GenBank genome assembly
UCUCUUCAAAAGUCUUCUUCUGAGGACUUGUGCGCACGGGGCUUUUCCGUUUGAUGAAACUUCUGCUGGGUUCCGUGACCUCUGUGAUAUCGCCUAGUGUACGGUCGUGCAUGUCAUAGGCGUCCACGUAGCCAUUCGCCUCAGUUCGAAUGUUUCUGAGGCUAGGAUCGGUUUCGUUAUCCCGUAUCUCAUCGUAAAUCUGUUGUUGGUCCGAUUGACCCGAGAUUGUGUGGUCUUCGUCUACGAUUGUGCGGAAGGGAGAACUCGGCGCAAGCGGAAGUGUAGACUCCUCGAAUGCUGUCCGACUGUGUUCGGACGAGGAACCAUGAACUUCGUGUCUUAGGGGGCUGCUACGAACCGGAGAGGAGGAAAAUGCAGCAAACCUAGGAGCUUCCAAGAAAGGGUUCGACUUCGGGGUAGGCUUUGCUUUGGAAACAGGGGCCGGAGGGGAAGAAUCAGGAGGCAAACUUCCUCCCUCAUUCAUGAGAAGCGACAAAUCUAGUUUUUCCGAAGCUCGUUUGUUGUGAUUGCCCGGAUCAGAACCUUCGACUAUAGGCACUUUAUUUUUGCCUUUGCUUGAUUGAGGCAUUGGAUGAGCAGAUUCGGUCGCUUCUUCGCUUUCAUCGCUAUAGUUGAAGUUGUUGGCGCUUUUCCGGCGCCAGGUUCGGGGCAGCUUCGCUCGCGCUGGUCUGAGGGGCUCGUCUUGAGUGAAAGCGUCGGCGUUGGGUACAUUAGCUGAUUGAACAGCCUCGUCUGCCCAGACAUCGCCUUCUUCGCCAUCAUUCAUCUCUACAUCUUCCUCAGCUUCCACCAAUAUAUCCUUUCCGCGUAGUGUUUCCCCAUGCUCGUUUCUUACAGUGAGCGAUCGAUUGUUCACUACUGUGAUGGCGUUAACUGGCGGUGUAUCCACCUUCCAGCUCAUCUCGUCUUCGCUACGAGCUGGGCUUAUAGACGGGGUAGGCAAAUGGAAAGUAGUGGUGCUGAGCGUAGGAUAUUGAACAUUCGUACCUUGGGAAGCAGCGUCGACGGGGAGUGCCGGGUUUUCCUGUUCAUUUUCCUCUGGUGUGAGGAGACGCGAUUGUUGUUCCUUUGUUUGAGGAACAUCCAGAUUCGACGGGUUCUUUUCUUUGAUGGGGCUCGAAACGGCCGGCGACCCUUUGUUCGACGCAUUCUCUCUUGCGAGCUGCUCGCCUAGUCGAAGUCCUGCCCUAAGCUCUUUCCGAGUGCGAUCACUGAAACCUCGGAAAAGGUCGUCAAGCUCGCUGAGCCGAUCCGCGGCCUUUGCAGGUCCAGCUUCGGGAGUGACGCGAGCCGGGUCUAGUACGCCCUGCAAAGCGACCCCAGCUUUCACUACCCGUCCGAUUUUUGGUGUUUCGGCCUCGAAAGGAGACACCCUGGGGGCCUCAAUUGGUGGUGGGUUAGAAGGCAUCGUCUCAUCCAUGACAGGAGUCUUGUGUCGCGAAAGUGGAGGGCGAACAGCUGGAGCUGCCGAUGCUGUGGGAGGGUUGGGAUUUGUUUGGGUGGAUGGUUGUGUGACUGCCGAUGGGAUUGCAAGAUAUGCAUGAUUCUGAACGGAUGUCUGUGUAGUGACCGGUGUCUGGCCAGGCAGACCAUUUGCUGGACUGGUCAAGCUCGGUAAAGAAUGAACAGAAAUCAUGCUGAAAUUCUCGCUUUCAACAAUGGUCGUAUCGUCGGGACCUCUUGUCGCGCCCUCGUCAAAGGCAAACCCAGUGUCAUCCUCCAAUUCAUCAUAUUCGCCAAAAUCUUCAAAUUCCGGUGCUUCCAUCGGUGCCAUAUCGUCUUCUUCGGGCGCAUGACGUGAGACUGAAGCUUCUC